AUGCAUGUGACUCGUUUUUUACGUUCUCAACAUCAAUCAUUGGCGCAUAUUGUCGAUCAUUAUGCUCAAUAUCCGCCAACUGGAUUAACAAUGAAAAGAAUAGUAGAAUUUGCACGUGAAGGUGAUGCUCAACAGUCAUUUUUAUUUCUUCGCAAUGAAUUACCAGUACGACUUGCUUCGAUGAUGAAAGAAAUGGGACAUUUACCACCACGUCUUCUUAAAAUGCCAAGUGUUAAAACAGUAAAUGGAUGGUAUGGUACAAGUUUAUUUGAAUUACAUUCUUUUAAGAAUUUGAAACCAACCGGUGAAAUUAUUAAAAAAUUUACUGAAACGUUACAAAAUAUACGAAGACGGCACAAAUCGGUUGUUGAAACCUUAGCACAAGGUUAUAUGGAAUUUUCCGAUUCUGGAAAAGUGAAAGAAUAUGAAGAAUCACAGAUACAAUAUUUCCUUAAUCGAUUUUAUUUAUCACGAAUAUCAAUACGAUUACUCAUGUAUCAACAUACUAUGUGUUUUGGCGAAGAAGUACCUGAACAUCCUUCGCAUCUUGGUUUUGUUGAUCCUAACUGUUUUCUAGAAGAUACAGUUAAAGACGCAUUUGAAAAUGCUCAAUUUUUAUGUGAAGGUUAUUAUUUGGUAGCUCCUUCAUUGAGACUUCGUACUAUUAACGCGACGAAUCCCGAUGAACUAAUUUCCAUAGCUUAUGUUCCAUCACAUCUCUAUCAUAUUAUGUUUGAAUUAUUCAAAAAUGCUAUGCGUGCAACUGUUGAAUAUGCAGAAAGUCAAAAAUCAAGCAAUAAACUACCUCCAAUCACAGUUAAUAUUGUCAAAGCAAAAGAAGAUCUAACUAUUCAUAUUAGUGAUCGUGGAGGUGGAAUUCCACGUUCAAAAGCUGAUAAAAUCUUCAGAUAUAUGUAUUCGACUGCGCCAAGGCCUGUAUCAUUAACUGAUUCUCAACAUUCGGGUCCUAUUCCGCUAGCUGGCUUUGGUUAUGGCCUUCCAAUAAGUCGACUCUACGCUCGCUAUUUUAAUGGCGAUAUGCAAAUUCAUUCCAUCGAUGGAUAUGGUACUGAUGCAUAUGUUUAUCUUCAAGCUGUUGAAGAUCAAGCCAGUGAAUGGUUACCAAUAUGUAAUCGAGCUGCUUAUGAAUAUUAUUCAUCACGAAAGUAUAAAUCAGAUUGGACAAAAAAGAAAUAA
Rotaria socialis is the source of this 1197-nucleotide messenger RNA. Lineage: Eukaryota; Metazoa; Rotifera; Eurotatoria; Philodinida; Philodinidae. The record is from the annotation of a GenBank genome assembly.